AUGGAAGCAUUAAACAAGCGGCGGGAGAAGAUCAACCAGCACUUCAUCGAGCUCUCCACUGUCAUCCCCGACCUCAAGAAGGAGCUCCAAGAAAAGCUCAAGGUGCUUGAAGACGGUGGCAAUGAAAGAUUACAUCGACAAAAACUGAUUUUCGACGAAGGGAAGGCGUGCAGCGAGCUCGUGAGCUUUUCUGAUUCCAGUGGCUCUUCACAGACAAUUCUUCUGGAAUAUAGCGAAGAAUGCAGUUGGGCUCCCAUCUUUGUGAGGCAGUCAAAUUUCAAGUUACCUGAUGAUCCGUCCACUCCUAUUAUCAUGAUUGGUCCUGGGACAGGGCUGGCUCCUUUUAGAGGCUUCUUGCAGGAAAGGUUAGCAUUGAAACAAUCUGGGGCAGAAUUGGGCACUUCAAUCCUUUUCUUUGGAUGCAGGAACCGUAAUAUGGACUACAUAUAUGAAGAUGAGUUGCAAACUUUCCUUGAGGAGGGGGCGCUUUCUGAGCUAAUUGUUGCAUUCUCUCGGGAAGGGCCAACAAAAGAAUAUGUGCAGCAUAAGAUGGUGGAAAAGGCCACAAAAAUUUGGAACGUCAUCUCAAAUGGUGGUUACUUAUAUGUUUGCGGUGAUGCCAAGGGAAUGGCUACAGAUGUACACAAAAUGCUUCGUACAAUAGUCCAAGAGCAGGUAGAUGACAACCGCAAUUCAUCAUCUAAUACGUGA
Zea mays is the source of this 711-nucleotide messenger RNA. Its product is annotated as NADPH--cytochrome P450 reductase. The record is from RefSeq and is a predicted model, not a curated record. NCBI's taxonomy places the organism in Eukaryota, Viridiplantae, Streptophyta, Magnoliopsida, Poales, Poaceae. Gene Ontology annotation, molecular function: flavin adenine dinucleotide binding; FMN binding; NADPH-hemoprotein reductase activity. Bases 1 to 711 code for a protein of 236 amino acids. Gene Ontology annotation, cellular component: cytosol. The transcript is spliced from 7 exons.